Dentiscutata erythropus is the source of this 180-nucleotide messenger RNA. The record is from the annotation of a GenBank genome assembly. NCBI's taxonomy places the organism in Eukaryota, Fungi, Glomeromycota, Glomeromycetes, Diversisporales, Gigasporaceae.
AUGUCUUUCAAUUUCUACUUUAUACAUGUUGCUGUUACUUUGGAUAUGUUCGAAGCGAACUCAUUAAAAACUUUUAAGAGUGUAGCUUUUUCCUCUUCUGUGAACUUUGAAAAUAUUUCUGAAACCGUGUUUCAGAUGUUUUGCUUUGAUCAUUACCCAUUAUUAUUUCAAUACAUGAAG